Molecule: messenger RNA, 803 nt
Organism: Homo sapiens (human)
Lineage: Eukaryota; Metazoa; Chordata; Mammalia; Primates; Hominidae
Gene: TTC36
Product: tetratricopeptide repeat domain 36
Exons: 4
Coding region: 334-726 (130 amino acids)
Biological process (GO): negative regulation of protein polyubiquitination; negative regulation of proteasomal ubiquitin-dependent protein catabolic process
Source: RefSeq, marked reviewed
GGGAUUUUGGAGUUGAGCACCAUGGGGACUCCAAAUGAUCAGGCAGUGCUGCAGGCCAUCUUCAACCCUGACACCCCAUUUGGAGACAUUGUUGGAUUGGACCUCGGAGAGGAAGCAGAAAAGGAAGAACGAGAAGAAGAGAAUACCACCACCAGAACAGAAGACUGAAAUAAGGCAGGGCAUGGUUGCUCAGUUGAGUGGUUCCAAUAUAGCAAGCACAACCAGUAACCGUUAAACACUGUCACAAGCCAAGCUCCAAACUAACUCUUCCGCAAUGAAGUUUUCCCUCAAGCACAGCUGGAACAGUCCAAGGCCCUGGAGCUGCAGGGGGUGAUGGCAGCAGAGGCUGGGGACCUCAGCACAGCCCUGGAGAGGUUUGGCCAAGCCAUCUGCCUGCUGCCUGAGAGGGCUUCAGCCUACAACAACCGUGCCCAGGCCCGGCGACUCCAGGGAGACGUGGCAGGCGCCCUGGAGGAUCUGGAACGCGCGGUGGAGCUGAGCGGCGGCCGGGGCCGCGCCGCCCGCCAGAGCUUUGUGCAGCGCGGACUCCUGGCGCGGCUGCAGGGCCGAGACGACGACGCCCGCAGGGACUUCGAGAGGGCGGCACGGCUGGGCAGCCCCUUCGCGCGGCGCCAGCUGGUGCUGCUCAACCCCUACGCCGCGCUGUGCAACCGCAUGCUGGCCGACAUGAUGGGGCAGCUGCGCCGCCCCCGUGACAGCCGCUGAGCGCCGCGGACCCGGGCGUCCGCGGGCGAGGGGACGGGACUGGGCCCUGAACCAAUAAAGCCGUCGGGCCUCACCGA